This is a messenger RNA of Cyprinus carpio (common carp), 1946 nucleotides long. RefSeq names its product microtubule-associated protein 10-like. NCBI's taxonomy places the organism in Eukaryota, Metazoa, Chordata, Actinopteri, Cypriniformes, Cyprinidae. The record is from RefSeq and is a predicted model, not a curated record. Gene Ontology annotation, biological process: positive regulation of cytokinesis; cytoplasmic microtubule organization; mitotic spindle midzone assembly. Gene Ontology annotation, cellular component: cytoplasmic microtubule; mitotic spindle midzone; midbody. Gene Ontology annotation, molecular function: microtubule binding.
UUUAAAAUCAAUUUGCACUCGUUACACGCUCAUCUCACUAACACCCCUCUCUACACAAUGGUGUUGGAUGUAAAAGAUGAGAUUCCUAAACUUAUAGGAAGCUCACUGAUUUCGCUCGCUAAAGUGAUGGAGAAAAUCAAAUUAGAUGUUGAAAAACACGGUAUUGGCAACCCAUCCGCUUAUGAGACUGAGCACCCCAAAUGCAAUCUAAUGGGCAAAAGCAUUGGUGUGAUUUCUCUGUCUUAUAAGAUUGUAAGAGGACGAGAUCUCUCGGUGCAUGCAAGGUGUCCUGAAAAAGAUGAGAUGCCACCUGAAGUACAUGAGAAUCAUUCUGGGAAUGUGCUUUUACAACAAAUAACGCAAUCUGCUGAUAUUGUGACAUCAGAAGCAAAGCAGCCGGGGGUUCCAGCUUUUAGUCAAACAGAAACAACAGAGAAAAGACAGAGAAUCUCAUGGUCUGACGAUGCACAGGAAUACACCACAUUCUGCCCUCCUGCUCUGGUUUACAGCUCCGGCGUGAAGAACCCACAGGAGAGGAAAAGUUUUACAGGGUUACUUGCAUCACUAGAGAGCUUUAAUACUGAGGAUCCAGAAGAUGCAAAUAAUGAAGUAGAAUCAUCUGACAUGCGUGAUUUUGCAGAGGUGAUGACUGUAAAGGCUGACAGAUCGAUUAAGUUAACUUCAACUACAAGGACGCAGCUUAAAGAGACACCACUGAGGGAUGUUAUCAGACAGUUACCACUUCUGAACGCUUUAGUAGUUGAACUCUCACAGCUGAACAUCCAGACGGCGCAGCAGCAGCCCUUAUUGGUUCAUCUAACCUUGUGUGCUUGUACACAUCGGCACAGGAACCGUCAGAAGCGAAGCCCAAAGCUGAGAAUCAAAAAAACAAGUCCUCGACAGAGGCUUGAUCAAUGCGACAUCAAAGCAUUAAAGAGUGCAACUGGUGCGAAGAGAAAGAAAGAAAAGCUGCAACCUAAGAAGACGCUUAAAUACGGCUUGACAAACACUUUUCGUCUCAGACUCAAACUGAUCAAACAAGGUACCAAACAACACGAAUGCAUUAAAUACCAAAAUGCAAAACGGCACCAGCCAUCUUCAUCUAACCAUAAACGUGUUCGCAAGGCAACAAAAAAAGCUCAAGUUCAUAUUCCAAGUCAGGAUUCAGAGCGCAGUGACCAGCAUUCAGCUUCAUCAAUUCAUGAUUCAGACUUCAGCUUCCAGAGAGGAGAUGGUAGAGCAAGGACUAGCUUGAGUAGUGGCUCCUACGGACAAGAAGAGUAUCAGGAUGACUUCACGAGCCUAAACACAACCGAGGGAUACUCACCCGACCCGCUCAGGAGUCCAGAACCAAGCAGACGUGAAAGAAACAGCAGUCCGAGCUCUUCAAGUUCCUCUCAUCCAAGCAAAGGUCUACCUGUUCCUCUCAAAGCAGAGAACUCUCCACAACGUGCUUUUAAAAGCACACACAUCAUCCGACCGCGUCUUCAGACCUCCGCUCUGAGUCUGUCUUCAGAUGAGGAUGAGUCCAGGAUAUAUGAGGAAGAGUCCAGACGUCACAGGCCUGGAUCGCAGAGCACUGGACUAAAGACUCCAUCUGUGCGCAGGACAUUUGGAAAAUCAGAGAGCUUUGACAGUGACCCUGGUGAUAAGGGCAUGACAUUUAGCCGGGUGUCAGAGGACUCAGAUUCAGCCCCUGAUAACCCGGUGCUAAAGUCCACUUCAUCUUCAGAGCAUGAUGAGGAACGGGAUGAACUGGGCUCUCUGGGACUGGACAAGAAUUACCAUCACAUUUCAGAACUGGCGAUCAACAAACUCCCAGGAUAUACACUGUGAAAAACACCCAGAACAUCUUAGCAACUGCAUAGCAACCCCUUAGCAACCACUUCAGCGUAGUGAAGAUUUAACAGUGAAAAUGAGUUUACACCAGAAACCAACAAACAUCU